This is a messenger RNA of Spinacia oleracea (spinach), 1293 nucleotides long. RefSeq lists its product as uncharacterized. Gene Ontology annotation, molecular function: catalytic activity. Bases 1 to 1293 code for a protein of 430 amino acids. The record is from RefSeq and is a predicted model, not a curated record. The transcript is spliced from 3 exons. Lineage: Eukaryota; Viridiplantae; Streptophyta; Magnoliopsida; Caryophyllales; Amaranthaceae.
AUGAGAGUUAUGAGUCCAAACAACCCCUAUACUGUACUCAUAGAAGAUCUGGAAUUCAAGGAGAUUACUGGUGAUGGAGUUGUUGAUAAAGGAGAUGGUAACCUACAACUGUCUCAUGAUGAAGGCACUGGAGUUGGGAAAACAACUACAAUUCUAACCCUGGGGGAAGGAUUUGGUUGGGAUGGCAACACCUUGAGAUAUAGAACCGGUAAUGUCUCCCUUUUGUUCACUGCAAUCUAUGGCUUACACACUGUGGAGACUAGGAAGAGCUUAUGGCAAUCUUUGACCCAUAUUCUUCCUAGUGUGGGUGCUCAACCUUGGCUGCUGGCUGGUGAUUUCAACUCUAUCCUAUCUACUGAAGAUAGGAUCAAUGGUACUCCUGUAACUACUGCUGAAAUCCAGGAUUUUAGUAACUUUAUUGUUAGUACUGGCCUUUGCCCACUUCAGAGUGUUGAUCACUAUUUUUCUUGGCACAAAAGUCCUGGUGAGGGGCAAACUGCAAGCAGAAUUGAUUGGUGUUUAGGCAAUGCUGCAUGGGUUCACAAGUUUAGUGGUGUUCCUACUGAAUAUCUCAAUCCAUCCAUCUCUGACCACUCUCCUCUGUUGAUUAACUGUUUACCUGAUAAAGCUGAAGGUGGUAGACCUUUCAGAUUCUUGAAUUACCUUAGUGAGCAUAGUCAAUUCUUACCUCUGGUGGAGGAUGUUUGGAGCUCUACUGAAGUUAGGGGUUCCUACAUGUACAAGCUAUGGUACAAAUUGAAGAUAGUCAAGUCAAAACUGAAAUGUUUGCAUAGAGAGGAAUUUGCUGGUGUGAAAGAGAGAGUUGACAAGGCCAGAGUUCAUCUUGAUAAUGUGCAAAAUGCUUUACAAACUGCCCCAACUGCUGAUUUGUUUGAACAGGAAAAAGUUUGCAUUGCAAAUCUGAAGAAAUGGCUCAGAGUGGAUGAGAUUGCUUUGAGACAGAAAUCUAGGAUUCAGUGGCUGCAAGUGGGUGAUUCUAACCAUCAGUUUUUCUUUUCUGCUAUGAAGGAGAGAAACAGGCAGAACAGGAUUUCAGUGCUUUAUGAUGAGAAUAAUAAUAAACUGGUGGAACCAGAUGGAAUUCAGGGUGAGAUUGUAGGUUUCGACAAAACAUUGUUGGGAUCAGCUUCUAGCUCUCUUCCUGCUAUCCACAUCCCUACUGUAAGAAGUGGCACUAAACUUAGUAACUCUGCUAAGAAUUGGCUAACUAGAGAAGUUACUACUCUUGAAAUUGAUCAAGCUCUUAAGGGUACCUGGUCUAGAUGGACUUAA